AUGUCUUUAAUCGGAAAAGUCGCGCUCGUCACCGGAGCCUCCAAAGGAAUCGGCCGAGCAACAGCCCUUCGCCUCGCCAAGGACGGAGCCAACGUGGUAGUAGGAUACAACUCGAACCCCGAAGCAGCCCAAGAGGUGGUGAAAGAGAUUGGCGCCGACCGUGCAAUCGCGAUCCAAGCAGACGUGGGCGACGUGGGAGAAAUCACAUCCCUCGUGGACCAAAGCAUCCAGCGGUUCGGCAAGAUCGAUCUUCUUGUUCCCUGCGCUGGCAUCAUGACUCUCACCACACUGGAGGACACGACCGAGGCGACCUACGACAAUAUGUUUGCCUUGAAUGUCAAAGGACCCUAUUUCCUCUGCCAGAAAGCCGUUCCACAUAUGAGCCCUGGCUCACAUAUCGUGCUCUUGUCUACGACGCUGUGUGCUGCCUCGACUGUCAUGCCUGCUUACCUGCCUUAUGUUGCUACCAAGGGUGCAGUUGAGCAGAUGACGAGGGUUAUGUCGAAGGAUGUCGCCCGCAAAGGAAUUAGUGUUAAUUGCGUGGCUCCUGGUCCUACUGCUACCGACUUGUUCUUGCGGAAUCAGUCUGAGCAGACGUUGAACCUUUUGAAGAGUCUUAAUCCCAAUGGGCGGAUUGGAGAUACUGAUGAUAUUGCGGAUAGUAUUGCGUUUUUGUGUAGUAGUGAUAGUCGCUGGGUGACUGGGCAGACACUUCGAGUCAAUGGGGGGAUGGCAUGA
Messenger RNA from Penicillium nucicola, 738 nucleotides. RefSeq lists its product as uncharacterized. Gene Ontology annotation, molecular function: oxidoreductase activity. The record is from RefSeq and is a predicted model, not a curated record. Lineage: Eukaryota; Fungi; Ascomycota; Eurotiomycetes; Eurotiales; Aspergillaceae. The transcript has 2 exons. Bases 1 to 738 code for a protein of 245 amino acids.